Messenger RNA from Aspergillus ruber CBS 135680, 387 nucleotides. RefSeq lists its product as uncharacterized. NCBI's taxonomy places the organism in Eukaryota, Fungi, Ascomycota, Eurotiomycetes, Eurotiales, Aspergillaceae. Bases 1 to 387 code for a protein of 128 amino acids. The record is from RefSeq and is a predicted model, not a curated record. The transcript is spliced from 3 exons.
AUGGUCUAUCCCAGUUUAGGUCUUCGCAACCCUCGCGAGGUGGUGGGCAAUACUUAUGUCGACACUGAGUUGCAGGACAGUUCCAGCGAGUUUGCCUACCCAGAUCAGCAGAUUGUUACCGAGAAUCUGUGGUGCUGGGGCAACGUGGUCUUGUCCCGGUACCUAAGGAUGCUGGUCGCAUCAAGAAGUUGGCUAGAGUCGGGAAUUCAUGUCCACAGUGCUAACAAAGGUCUCAAAGAGAUUGAAAUCAGCGUCGCCGUUUACUGUGGUGUCCCUGUCAAUUUAGAGGCUAUGAAGGCUGCUGGGAGGACCAUCAACGAAAUUAUUGCCAAGGGGGAGCACAAGCGGCAGCUGGAUGAGCUUCCACCUCCACUGCAAAAUUCCUAG